Messenger RNA from Cannabis sativa, 2107 nucleotides. RefSeq lists its product as uncharacterized. The transcript is spliced from 7 exons. NCBI's taxonomy places the organism in Eukaryota, Viridiplantae, Streptophyta, Magnoliopsida, Rosales, Cannabaceae. The record is from RefSeq and is a predicted model, not a curated record. Gene Ontology annotation, biological process: protein transport. The coding region runs from base 610 to 1806 and encodes 398 amino acids.
UUACUAUUUCAGCCAUUUUUUUUUUCUUUUCUUUUGCUAAGUCUUUUUAUUUUUAUUAUUUUUGGAUAAUAAUAAAUUAAUAAUAAUAAUAAUUAUUAUAAUUACAAUUUAACUUAAUAUAUAUUCAUCUCUCUACAGAAUCAUUCUUCUACAUUCUCUCUUAUUUGACUCUCUAGCUUCCUCUCUUUCUUUCUCUACGCCAUUUCUUCCUUCUGGCUCAGCUAUUUCUUCUGCUAUAAACCCUCUUCAACGCAUUUUGACCUUCGUCUUCGUCUUCUUCUAUGUGAGCUUCUGAGCUUCUUUUUAUAUUGAGAAGCUUCGCCCAUUUUUUUUUCCCAUUCCAACUUCUUAAUUGGUUCUCUCCAAGAGAAGUAAAUUUUUCUUUCGUUCUGGGUUUUCUUCAAUGCUGAUUCUUGACGUGACCCAAUUCCUGUUUUUGCUCUUACAGUCAUUCUUUUCGUUACCAUAGUAGUUUAAAGAAAUUUAUUUAUACAAAUAUUCAAUCUUUAUUCUCUUUACUAUUCUGCAUAAAGUAAAGGCGCCAUCUUUCUUUCUAAAACAUAUUUCAAUUAAGUUUUCUGGUAAAGUCAGAAUUUUGCAGAGAACAAAAUGCUUGACGGGUUAUUGAAGCCCAAGUUUUACACCAAAUGCAAAACGAAUACAAAGCUCAUUAAGACACGUCUGGAGACCAUAAAGAAGAAGAGAAAUGCUGUUCAGAAAUUCUUAAAGAACGAUAUUUCUGAUCUUCUUAAGAGCGGCCUUGAUAUCAAUGCAUAUAACAGGGCUGAAGGGCUUUUGGUGGAGCAAUGUUUGACCUCUGCCUACGAAUUGAUUGAGAUUUUUUGUGGAAGCAUUUCAACUAAUCUUUCUCUCAUGCUAAAGCAGAGGGAAUGCCCUGAAGAAUGUAAAGAAGCAGUGUCAACUCUUAUCUAUGCUGCAGCAAGAUUUGCUGAUUUGCCAGAACUACGUGACCUUAGAAAUUUGUUCACUGAACGAUAUGGAAAUUCCAUUGAGUCUUACCAAAGUAAAGAGUUUGUGGAGAAGUUAAAGCCAACUUUCACCAAAGAGACAAAGCUUCAGUUAUUGCAUGAUAUAGCAGGGGAGUUUUCUAUUGAAUGGGAUUCAAAAUCUUUAGAGCAGAAACUGUAUACUCCUCCUCCUCCACCCAUCAAAACAAGGAGCAAUGUCAAUGAAUAUCAUGGAUCAAACCAGAGAAAGGAAGAAGCUUUUCCCAAAAGAAGUGAACUCAGCUUUAAAUCUCGCCAUAGCAAUGUGCAGAGCAGUAGUGAAGAAGACACAUUUACAGAUUUUUCCCAAGAUGAGAGGAAAACUUCUUCAAGCUCAGCAGGAAGUGUUUCUGAAGAUGACACAGAUGGAAAGAAGCCUUUCUUUUACAGAUUAGCUCGUCCUCCUUAUCUUAAACCGAAAUCAGAUGAACCAACAACAAAGCUGAACAAUACAGUUCAGCAAGAAGAAGCAAGUAGUCCCCAUGUAAACACAGCUGUUGUGGAAGAUAAGCCGAAACCAAGAUCAGUUAGGAGAAGAAACUUGAAACCACCACCGGGUCACGAAACUUCAAAGGAAUCCAACAUGAACAAAAGGCCAGAGUUGGCCAUGCCACCAGGCCGGGUAUCAUCUCUCCCCGCUGAGCCUUCAUCUCCUGGGGAGGCAUACAUGGGGCCCGCCCGAGCAACCUCGUUCCAACCUGAUAUGAUGAGUUCAACCGCUCAUGUCCAUCCUAAACUGCCUCCUGACUAUGAGGAAUUUGCUGCACGCAUUGCUGCUCUUAGAGGAAAACAAAGGUGAAACAAAGGACAUUAUCUCGAUGAAGAUUUGUUUCAUAAUGUUAUUAUCUGGGGAUGAUUAAUAUUGUAGUCCUAAUCCAACUCCAAAGGUUCUAAUCAUUGGAAUAUAUAUGAAGAUAUCAAAUGAAAGGAGUGCUCCCCUCCAGCCCUCCUAGUCCUUGUCCUAAUACUUAUACUAUUAGUUUAACGUUAUUGAAUGAUCAUAGGGAAAAAAAAGGAGAAAUCUAAGCAAUUUAUGUCUUAACACUUUAUUGAUCUAUACAUAUUAAUUUGGAUUGUGAUCCUCUCUUUCUUUUUGCUUA